Molecule: messenger RNA, 1232 nt
Organism: Calliphora vicina (urban bluebottle blowfly)
Lineage: Eukaryota; Metazoa; Arthropoda; Insecta; Diptera; Calliphoridae
Product: peritrophin-44-like
Exons: 2
Coding region: 133-1167 (344 amino acids)
Cellular component (GO): extracellular region
Molecular function (GO): chitin binding
Source: RefSeq, a predicted model, not a curated record
AUGAAUUGUUUGCUUAUUUAUAGCUAGAACAUCUUGAAACAGAAGCAUCAGUUGUGGAAAUUACCUAGGAAAAUCAACAGUUGCUUUAAACUAGACAGUCAAGAGUAAGGAGUAAUUUUAAAAUAAAUCGAAAUGUUCAAAGCCAAAUUCCUUUUAACCUUAACCAUCAUCUCCUUGUUGGGCUGCAUUUCUGCCCAAACAAUCAAUAUAAAGGAGGUGUGUGAUUUGGCUCCCAAUGCCGUACUGCUGCAACCCAAUACCUGCUCGGAUUGGUUGAAAUGUGCCAGCUCUCCCAACGCUACUGACAUGGAAGAGGGAUCUUGUGUAUUUGGUUUGUACUUUAACAAAAACUCUGGCAAAUGUGAAUACAAGGAUAAUGUUGAGUGCCCUUUUGAAUCGACUAACAAAAAUCGUUGCAGUCGUGAAAAUGAGGGCGCAUUCUUGGCCGAUUUGGAACAAUGUAAUGCCUAUAUUUAUUGCAGGCAGGGUGAAGAGGUCAAAUCCUAUUGCCCCAGCAAUUUAGUAUUCGAUCCGGUUAACAAGGCCUGCGUUUACAAGCAUCAAUACAAGUGUCCCGAAACGAUGCCAAAAACCGAAAGUGAUGCCCUGUGUUUAUCGUUGCCCGAUGGCAUGUUCUUUGCCGAUAAAAACGAUUGCACCAAAUACAGUCAAUGCAAGAAUGGCCAGCUCAAAACACACUCCUGCAAUAGCAGUUUUGCCUGGGACUAUGUCCAGGGUAACUGUGUGCCCGCUGAUGAUGUGGUCUGCUUGCCGUCCGCCAAGAAACCCGAGCCUGAACUUAAAGUAUGUGUCGAUUUUGUGGGUCCCGUUUCGGAUGGUGUUUCCUGCAGCGGUUACUAUUUCUGCAAGAAAAUGUCCAACGCUACAUACGAUCGCAAGCCACAGCAUUUCAGCUGUCCCGCUGGCAAUUUCUUCGAUAUGAAUACCAAUUCGUGCCGUGACCGUUUGAAUGUCAAAUGUUCUCUGGAUCGUUGUGAGGGUAUGGGCAAUAAGUAUGUCAAUGUGGCCGGUGAUUGUAGAAAGUAUGUGUUGUGUCAAAAUGGUGUGGCUGGCACACCGGGCAGCUGUCCCAGCACCCAUUAUUUCGAUGAACGUACCCAAGGCUGCACUCCUCAGGUUGUAAGCUAUGCGGCUUGUUCGGCUUAAAUUUUAUGUAAAAUUCAAAUUACAGACAAUCAAAUAAAAGGAAAAUAUUGAAAAUAUUGAAAAUA